Eimeria acervulina is the source of this 609-nucleotide messenger RNA. RefSeq lists its product as hypothetical. NCBI's taxonomy places the organism in Eukaryota, Apicomplexa, Conoidasida, Eucoccidiorida, Eimeriidae. The annotation marks the transcript as partial. The transcript is spliced from 4 exons. The record is from RefSeq and is a predicted model, not a curated record. Gene Ontology annotation, molecular function: RNA binding. Gene Ontology annotation, cellular component: intracellular anatomical structure.
GAGACAGCUGGCAGCACUUCCACUGCCUCCGCAGCUGGGGCUAAUUCUGCUUUCUUCUGUCUCCUUCAACUGUGUUGAGGAGGCCCUAACUCUUGUCUCUAUGCUCUCUGCUGAAGCAACUCUAACAACACCCUUCUGCAUUUCAAGGGGAAAGGCAGCAGCAUUAAAGAAAGCGCGAAAGACUAUUAUUGAUUCUUCUAGCGAUCAUCUUACCCUUAUUAAAGCCUAUCAACUCUGGACACAAGCAGCAGACCCGCAUGCAUUUUGUAGGGAGGUGGGGCUUUCUAAUUCAUCUAUGUUAUUAGCAAGGCGAAUCCGAGGUCAAUUAGAAGACGCACUAAAAGCUUUAGGCGUCAGUACACCCCAGCACCCCACACCAGCAGCAGCAGCAGCAGCAGCAGCAACUGCAGCAGCAACUGCAGCAGUAGAGGAGGGCCUCAGCAGCAGCCAGCAGCAAGCGCUGAAUUUUAAACGAAAUUUAACAAAAAGCUGCUGGCAGCAGGCUGCUUAUUACCAGCCGGAGACCCGUCAGUAUAUCACUGCGGUCAACAGACAAACUGCUAAAAUACACCCCACAAGUGUACUCGCAGAUGCACCCCAACCUCCACA